AUGGAUGGAAAGAUCUUCCUGUGCACCGCUUUGAUACGUGAAGCUCAUGAGCUGAAAGCUUUCGCCCACGCCGGCCAAAACAAGACCCUUCAGCUCUUAAAGAAGGAGUACUACUGGCAAGGCCGUAAUAACAAUAUCAAGCGGUACAUCAAGAACUGUCGAGAUUACCAGAGGAAUAAGACUCGACAUGACAAGACCCCAGGGCUCCUUCACCCAUUACUUAUCCCAAAGCGCGUCUGGGAGCAUGUUAUGGUUGACGGCAAGAGCAUGCCAAAAAAUGACAAAGGUUAUGAUUACGUCUGGGCUUUUGUCUGUCAAUUUAAGAAGAAAGCGUUAGAGAUUGUCAAACAAAACCAAAAGGUCCAGGAGUUAGCACAACAGAACGCUGUAGCGGCACAUGCGCUGAUAGAAACCCAAGCCAACAAGAAGCACCAAUCUGUGGACUUUACCGUUUCCGACAUAGUAUACGUAAGUAAGAAGGGAUUCUUGACUGAAGCCCCGACCAUGAAGCUGGACUCCCAGAACGCCGGUCCAUGGACCAUUAUGGAAAAAAGAGGCCACAGCUUCAUCCUUGACACGCCACCCUGGUAUAAAGGUAGCAAGCUCUUCCACGCUAAUCGCCUUUGGAAAGUAGCUCAGAACCUGCUGCCGCAGCAACAGCUGGAACCAGAACCGCCAGUGGAGAUCAACAGAGAACCGGAAUAA
Anthostomella pinea is the source of this 705-nucleotide messenger RNA. The record is from the annotation of a GenBank genome assembly. NCBI's taxonomy places the organism in Eukaryota, Fungi, Ascomycota, Sordariomycetes, Xylariales, Xylariaceae.